AUGGCUGAGCACAGCAGCAACCCUGCUUGGAGGGUCCAGGCUGGCUCCACCCUAGCCUCGCCCAGUGACAGGAUGACUCUGCCAGAGAGCACCAUCGUUCUCUUUAAUCUGAGUUUCCCCGUGGAAUGGAAUCAGUCUGACUCCAGGCCGGAGACACCUGACAAGGAGAAGAACUGGCCUGCUCUGCUCAUUUUACUGGUCAUCUUCUUCACUGUGGCGGGCAACAUCCUCCUCAUCCUAGCUGUGUCUCUGGAGAGGAAGCUGCAGAAUGCCACCAGCUUCUUCCUGCGCUCCCUGGCUGUGGCAGACAUGCUCGUGGGCUUUCUCGUCAUGCCGGUCUCACUGAUUAACAUUCUCUAUGACUACCUGUGGCCCUUCCCCAGACCCCUUUGUCCCAUCUGGAUCUACCUAGACGUGCUGUUCUCCACAGCAUCCAUCAUGCACCUGUGCACCAUUUCACUGGACCGCUAUGUGGGCAUCUGUAACCCCAUCAAACACAGCCGCUCCAACUCCCUCUCCAAGGCCAAGGCUAAGAUCGCCCUCGUCUGGACCAUCUCCAUAGUGAUCUCCAUGCCCAUCCCUGUGAUUGGCCUGUAUGACGAGGGGAAGGUGUUUGCCAACGGGACCUGUGUACUGAACGAGCACAGCUUCGUCCUGGUGGGCUCCUUCGUAGCCUUCUUCGUCCCUCUGGUCGUCAUGGUGGUCAGCUACUGUUUGACCAUGCGCGUGCUGCAGUGCCAAGCCUCUGAUUACCUGCACGGAGGCAUGGCUUCGAUCGACCGGCCUACCUUACUCGGCAUCACCCCAAGGCUCCCCGGAGGGGACAGUCUUAGCCUCCUCAAACAGGACCCUAGUCCCGAGGCCUUGCCAGCUGUUGCAGCCUCCAAUAAUUCCGUCUCUCAAGCCUCCUCGCGGCCCGUCUCUCCAGCAGGGAGGCAGGAGCCAGGGGGACCUGGCGGGAAACCUGGCAUGGCUCAAUCAAUCAAAAAUGAGAGGAGAGCCUCCAAGGUCCUUGGUGUGGUGUUUUUCCUCUUCCUGACGAUGUGGUGUCCGUUCUUCAUCACCAACGUGCUGAGCGUGUUGUGUGAGGACUCGGUAAUAAGCCUGUGCAAUAAGCCGGUGUUGGCAGUGCUCCUAAAUGUCUUCGUUUGGGUGGGAUAUGCCUCCUCUGGUGUGAACCCACUGGUCUACACUCUAUUCAACAGGACUUACAGACAGGCCUUCCACCGCUACCUGCGGUGUAUCUACCACAGCCCGUCAGCCAAGAGCACCCCAGUCAACCCUGUCUUUCCUGUUUAUACCGUCACCCCUAUUCUCUGCGGGGAAGAUGCCAACGGCUGUAACUGUAGCAGCCACAAUGGGAAUAGUGGGGGCGUUAAAGGCCGAAUGAGGUUGGAGAGAGUGGAAAAAUGUUCUGGGAUGUUAGGGAAGUUGGUCAGUGUCUGCCCCACCCCCGCUGAGCAUGUCAGCUGUGUCUGAACUAGCUAGCUGGACUCCAGGCUCUCUCUCUCUCUACAUACAAAACAUUGUGGUGACAAAGCUGUUGCCUCAUGUCACUGCUUGGAUAUUCCCACCUCCGCUCCCUGUUCAAACACAGGAGACGUACUCAAUGUCUCCCUGCCCGAACAUGUAAAUAAAUAUGAGAUAUGGAAUAAUCUACAAUGCUGCACAAUGUGACUAAAGACAUUGAUACUGUACUGUGUCAAACUUUAAUAUUUGCAUUACAUUUAGUGCGUAAUAAGUGCAUACUCAGUGUGGUCUUUGUAGUGAAAUGUCCGUUAACUGCGCUGCUGUUUGCAUCUCUCAUUGACAGGGCUGUGAGAGGUCACAGAUGGCAUGACAGGAAAACCACCUGAUGUAUCGCUCUAAUCAUAGAGCCACAGUGCCACCAUGUGGGAACAUAGAAUAUAGCACACAAACAUUUCAUUUCACACCAGAAGAUCUUCUAUUUCUGCCCGUCUGAUAGAUUCAAGUGACAGUUGAAGAGGAAACGUAUGUCCCAUUGGUCACGGAUAUGUUUCACUCCUCAUUCCCAGAGGACUGUUACUAUUCCGGUACAUUUUUCCUGACAGAUUAAUAUGCUAUGAUCUGUGUUGUCUUUGUCCGCAGUUCUAACAUGUAAUAUACAUCAUGAGGUUACUGUUACAGGAUUCUCGAAGAUUACCAAUCCCUUCGAGGUUAGGGAUGGGCCCAUGUUAUUUUCUUAUUUUGUGAUCAAGUUCUUAUCAGACGAUUGUCCGGCACUGACUCAAUGUAAAUGAUCAUGCGCAUGCUAUUAUUGUAGAGGAUUUCAGAUAUACAAUGUUUGAAUCGGUAUGGUCUUCCAAUUUCCAUCAUUAGUCUUGGGUAUAUGGUUGGUUUGCCCUUUACUAGAAACCAUGUUAUGCGUGCAGCAACAAAGACUUAAAACAUUUCAA
Molecule: messenger RNA, 2417 nt
Organism: Salvelinus sp. IW2-2015
Lineage: Eukaryota; Metazoa; Chordata; Actinopteri; Salmoniformes; Salmonidae
Product: 5-hydroxytryptamine receptor 2A-like
Biological process (GO): G protein-coupled receptor signaling pathway, coupled to cyclic nucleotide second messenger; phospholipase C-activating G protein-coupled receptor signaling pathway; release of sequestered calcium ion into cytosol
Cellular component (GO): plasma membrane; dendrite
Molecular function (GO): neurotransmitter receptor activity; G protein-coupled serotonin receptor activity
Source: RefSeq, a predicted model, not a curated record